UAUCCACUUUAAUUUUACUCGCAACUCGCAAGUCGAAGCUUCCUUUGAAACACGCACAAACCCCUCUCUUUCUCUCUCUCUUUCUCGCUUCAAGUGCAUGGCAAUUCGGGGCUUUUGUUUGAAAUUAGGGCACACACCUUUGGUUGAUUGAUCCUCACAAGCAGUGGAGAAGAUGUAAUCCCACCGAGACUGUGGCUCCUCCUUGGUAUAACUAUUAGAUUGAUUGAUAAGUAGUAACUGUAACUGUCUAGGGUUUUUCGCAUGAAGGGUACGUUGGAUCGGACGAAGGUGGUGCUGCGGCACUUGCCCCCUUCAAUUUCUGAGGCCGCACUUUUGGCCCAAAUUGAUGCCUCCUUCUCUGGUCGCUACAACUGGCUCUCUUUCCGCCCUGGCAAAAUCAGCCAGAAGCACAUGUCUUAUUCUAGAGCCUACGUUGACUUCAAGAGGCCAGAAGAUGUUAUAGACUUCGCCGAGUUCUUUAAUGGACACGUCUUUGUAAAUGAAAAGGGAACCCAGUUCAAAGUCAUUGUUGAAUAUGCUCCUUCACAACGUGUUCCAAGGCAAUGGUCUAAAAAGGAUGGUCGUGAUGGAACCAUAUAUAAAGAUUCUGAGUAUCUGGAGUUUCUUGAACUACUUGCCAAGCCUGUUGAGAAUCUUCCCAGUGCUGAGAUACAAUUGGAGAAGAGGGAAGCUGAUCGAUCUGUUGCUGCAAAAGAUGUUCCUAUAGUUACACCACUGAUGGACUUUGUGCGCCAGAAAAGAGCUGCCAAGGGACCUCGGAGAUCAUUGUCUAAUGGGAAAGUGAGUAGAAGAGCUGGCACAUCAUCAAAUGGGAAUCUUAGUUCUGCCACAUCAAGGCGGGGUUCUGGAAAGAAAAGGGUUUCCACUACAAUGUAUGUUGCAAGGGACCCAGGUAAAAGUUCUACUCUGAAAGACAAAUCAACUUACACUUUGGUUUCCAGGCAAAGUGAUCAGCAUCUUUCAAAUAAAACUUCAAAUCUGGCAGCUUCUGAUGGAAAUCAAAAUUUUGAUGAGAAUGGUGUUGCUGGAAAUAAUGAUGCUGGGAAGAAGAAAGUACUGCUUCUUAAAGGGAAAGAAAGAGAAAUAAUUACUGUAUCUGAUUUAGAUAGCAUGUCACAGCAUCACAAUGCAACAUCUUCAGCUAAAUUAGUUCCUGGUUCAACAGCUUUGAAGCAGAAUCAGAGGCAUGAAGGUAACAGGAGGAUUAUCAGAAGUAUACUUUCACACAAUGAUUUGCAUCAAAGCCAGUCUUCCAGGGCCCUCUCCGAGCAGCAAAUCCAAACAUCAAAUCUAGAAAAAGAAAGGCGAGCCCCUCGCCCCGUGCAUGUGCAACUGAUUUUGAAGGGCACUAAUGGGGCACCAGAGAAUAAAAUUGCUGUGCAUGAUUCACAUAUUUCUAGCGAGAGACAGGAGCGACGUGUUAGACAUAAGGACAGACCUGAUCGUGGUGUUUGGACAAGUCGUUCCAAUGGAGGUGAUGAUUCUCUGUCAUCCUCUACUUCCUCACAAGUAGAUCCUUUGGAAGAUUUGAAACAUGACAUGCCAAAUGCAAGAAGUGGGGAGGUGAAAUCCCUUGGAAGUGUCCGUGCCAGUCAUUCAUCAGUAGAAAAUGGUUUUAGUAAGCAUUUUGGUCGCCGUGGACCAACACAUGGGGUGAAAGAUGUUGAUGGCUAUUCAAUUUCAAGUGAUGGGAAACAUCCAAGAAGAUCUAGUACCUCUGCUUAUGGUUCCAGCGAGAAACAAGUUUGGGUUCAAAAAGCAAGUUCUGGGACCUAGAGUAUUAUUUAGAUUGGUGAGAUGCAUUCCCUUUAUCAGCCCUGUUGUCACAUAGCUUAGAAAAAUGCUUGUUGAUUAGCCAGUCUCAAAGAGUUGCCUGAUUGAUUUAUUUAUGACAUUUUAAAAUCUUUCUUGGUAUGUCAUCAAAAUGCUAGAAUAAUAGUUAUUAGUUAAUAUUACUAUAGAUCAAGUCAUCAUUAAUUUCCUGUGAAUUUUACUUUCACAAUCAAUUUUCUGUAUAAUAUUUAGUUAUUUACAUUAGCUGACCUCACCUAAUAAGAUAAGGCUUGGUUGUUGUUGUUGUUAUUGUAUUUAGUUAUUUACAUUAAUGUUAGUUUUGUGAAAUUUUGUUUCAAUUGUAAAUAUUGAUUGUGCAUGCUUUUAAUAGAAAUGUAGGUGAUAUACUUCUGGUUUGACUAUCUUUAAUAUGUGAUGUUAUGAUGUAGCUUAAUAAGCUGUGGUGUAUUUUCUAAGGGCAAUUUGCAUUGAUAACCUUCCCCUGAAAAUUGUAAUGAUAAUUAAAUGAUUGGAGUUACCAACCCAGAAUGUAAAAUAUGUUUUGUUCAGUGCUGAUGUAAGUUUAAGUCAUUUUUCUUGUAUCUACUUGUAUCAAGGUUGAUGAUUUUCCCUUGCAGUGGUAAGCUUGCUGACUUACAGUUUUGGAGCAUCCAAUGCUAGCUGCCAGAUUCUGUCUCUUUUUGGUGGACAGAUUCUUAUAAGAAAAUGAGUUUGUGUGGUUAAAAAAAUUCUUUUACAAUACAGAAGAGGAAAGUGAUGUAAUGCAUUUGAUUUGGCUUAAAAUAUUGAAGCAUAACUUCAUUGAAGAUGGCUCCCAGUAAAAAUAGAAAUGAAAACAGGGUAUCACAGUUGCCUGAUGUCCCAGUUACAAGUUGUUCCUAGUUUGAAGAAUUAUGGAUAGAUUUGCAUACCGUGGCAAAUUGACCUAGUAUGAGCAUAGUCUGGGUUUAUACAGGGUUAUCUUGAAUAGUUUUAGUGUAUAUAUAAAUCCAGGAUAUUGUGUAUCUGUUUCCUUAGUUCCUAUAUAUUCAAUCCCCAAUUAGGGGUAUUGUGUUAUCUUUUACCUUAGUUCCUCUAUAUACAAUCCCCUAUUUAGCUGUCUGGCGUAUACAACUGGGCGCUUGAUUGUGAUCCUGGAUAAUUUUUGGACUACCCUGGCUCAUAACCUGGAAUCAACACUCCAUGGAUGACGGUACAGGUUUGUGUCUUCAGUCUUAUGUUGACCGUGGAGUUUCUUGUAGAGAUGAGACACUGAAAUACAAUAGAUGGUGUGUUACUAAGGAUUAAUAAGGGGCUUGCGGGAUUUGUUAUUGUGUGGAUAUUGAUUUUGCUUUAAAAAUAUCAUUGUACAGUAUGGUGUUGCAUUUCUCAGCAUAACAUAGCUGUUUCAAUGCCGGUCCUUAAUUAUAUUGUCAAUUUUGUGCAUUGCUGCCU
Molecule: messenger RNA, 3249 nt
Organism: Abrus precatorius (Indian licorice)
Lineage: Eukaryota; Viridiplantae; Streptophyta; Magnoliopsida; Fabales; Fabaceae
Product: regulator of nonsense transcripts UPF3-like
Exons: 12
Coding region: 262-1797 (511 amino acids)
Biological process (GO): nuclear-transcribed mRNA catabolic process, nonsense-mediated decay; positive regulation of translation
Cellular component (GO): cytoplasm; nucleolus
Molecular function (GO): mRNA binding
Source: RefSeq, a predicted model, not a curated record